Molecule: messenger RNA, 4727 nt
Organism: Syngnathus typhle (broad-nosed pipefish)
Lineage: Eukaryota; Metazoa; Chordata; Actinopteri; Syngnathiformes; Syngnathidae
Gene: slitrk3a
Product: SLIT and NTRK-like family, member 3a
Exons: 4
Coding region: 330-3032 (900 amino acids)
Biological process (GO): positive regulation of synapse assembly; regulation of presynapse assembly; axonogenesis
Cellular component (GO): postsynaptic density membrane; GABA-ergic synapse
Molecular function (GO): protein binding
Source: RefSeq, a predicted model, not a curated record
AGCACACACAGGAGAGUGGGAAGAAGAAGGGGAGAGAGUUAGAGUCACCGGAGAGCGAGGGAGAGAUUUCACAUUCCUCUCACGUCUUCAUCUCUCCUCUUCCUCCUCUCCUUUAGCCUCAGCCACGGGGAGAGGUACUGCUAUUAUCUCCCCCAAUGCUUCCCAGCUGCAGCACAAACCUAUGCCCGGCAUCGGACAGUGAGCAGGACGUUGCGGGCCACAACAGAACACGCCGCAGGAGGAUGAAGAAGUGUCAAUCCCUCUAAACUAAAGCUGUGAAGUGGCUCUCUUCCUGGAGUCCAGACUUCACCCAUCUGGUGUCAGCGAGGAUGCUGUGGGUUACCUUGCUGAGCACCAUAGCCUUAGGAUGGACCACCCCGAUCCCAUUACUGGAGGACUCGGAGGAGAUCGAUGAGCCGUGCUUCGAGCCCUGCUACUGCGAAGUCAAAGAGGGCAUCUUCCACGUGCACUGUGACAGCAAAGGAUUUACAAAUGUGAGCCAGGUUGCUCAGAUAUGGAGCCGGCCAUUCAAACUCAACCUGCAGAGAAACUCUAUGAGGAAGCUCUACUUUAACAGCUUUCUCCAUCUAAACAACGCCAUAUCCAUAAAUCUCGGUAAUAACGCCUUGCAAGACAUCCACGCUGGAGCAUUCAACGGCUUGGGAAUACUCAAACGGCUUUUCUUGCACGAGAACAAACUUGAGAUUUUCCGGAAUGACACAUUCCUCGGACUGGAGAGUUUAGAGUAUCUCCAAGCAGACUACAAUGUUAUCAAAAGGAUUGAAAGUGGUGCAUUCAGGCACCUACACAAAUUGAGAGUGCUUAUACUAAAUGACAAUCUGAUUCCACUGCUCCCCAAUUAUCUCUUCCGGUCUGUUUCGCUAACACAUUUGGACCUUAGGGGGAACAGACUAAAGACGUUGCCCUAUAAAGGGACGUUGGAGUACGUUGGCCGGAGCUUGAUGGAAAUUCAGCUGGAGGAGAAUCCUUGGAACUGUGUGUGUGAGAUUGUCCAGCUAAAGACUUGGCUGGAGAGAAUUCCUUAUACUGCUCUGGUAGGCGAAAUAACAUGCGAGUACCCGUUCCAUUUACAUGGAAAAGACCUACGGGAAAUUAAGCGCAACGAGCUGUGCCCUUUGCUCUCCGAUUCUGAGAUUGAGGCCAAACUGGGAAUUCCACGCAUCCCAUUCAACAAUGACAACACGUGGCCUACCAAACCAUCCUCCAUGCUCUCCUCCUUUCACAACACCGCAUCCUCUGCAAUAAAGCCCACAAAACGACCUCGUCCCACCAAGAACCCCCCAACACCGCGUAGUAUUUACCCAGGCAUCAACCAGCCCCCCAUUGCCGGCUAUCAGACAAGACCUCCAAUCCCGAUAAUUUGUCCCGCCGGAUGUAUUUGCAACCUUCACAUCACUGACUUGGGCCUAACAGUGAACUGUAAGGAGAAAGGCUUUCACAACAUCUCUGACCUUUUGCCGAGGCCGCUCAAUGCCAAGAAACUAUAUCUCAGCGGGAACUUAAUACAGAAAAUUUACCGCUCUGAUUUCUGGAACUUCUCGAGUUUGGAUUUAUUGCAUUUAGGCAACAACCGGAUAUCUUAUGUGCAGGAGGGCGCUUUCAUCAACCUACCAAACUUAAAAAGCUUAUACCUGAAUGGCAAUGACAUCGAAAGGCUCACCCCCGGGAUGUUUCGAGGACUCCAGAUGCUGAGCCUACUCUACUUUGAGUAUAAUGUUAUACGAGAGAUACAACCAAACGCCUUUUCACUUAUGCCCAACCUGCAGCUGGUUUUUCUCAAUGACAACUUGCUGCGCUCCCUCCCCGAUGACGUCUUCGCUGGCACCAACCUUGCUCGCCUCAACCUCCGCAACAAUUAUUUCCUUUCCUUGCCUGUGCGUGGAGUCCUGGAGCACCUGACCUCUAUUGUCCAAGUUGACCUUCAUCAGAACCCCUGGGAGUGCUCCUGCGAUAUCAUCCCUCUCAAACAAUGGGUGGAAAAGCUCUCCUCUGUCAUAGUGGUUGGAGAUGUCAUCUGCAAGACGCCAGAGUUUGCCUUUGGGAAGGAUUUGCGUUCAUUAGAGGUUGAAGUACUUUGUCCUGAACUUAAAUAUUCCGCAGGCUCCUUACCCGCUCAGCCUGGUGGGGAUGACCUCACCACCAGGAGUACUGGAAUGGGGGAGGCAGCUAGAAGAGAUGCAGUUCCGCUGUCCGUCCUCAUCCUCAGCCUCCUCAUCCUCUUCAUCUCUGCUGUGUUUGUAGCAGCCGGGCUGUUUGCCUUUGUUCUUCGUCGGAGGAAGAAGCUGCCCUUCAGGAAGCGUUCUGAGGUGGAUCUGACAGGGAUCCAGAUGCAAUGCAGGAUUUUUGAGGAUGCGCCAAGGCAGAGCAGCGCCGGCAACUCGAGUACACUAGAGAAGCCAACCCCCAGCUUGCACACACACACUCAUCCCAGUCACUCACAUCCCCAUGGCCAUGUUUAUGAUUACAUCCCACAUCCUGUGACUCAGAUGUGUAACAACCCCAUCUAUAAGCCCCGAGAGGGGGAGAUAGCAGCACCGUCAGAUGAAGACAGAGGGCAGUUUUCAGCCAAGAAAGACAAUGGCAGUAGCAGCAACAACUAUCGAACCUUGUUAGAGAAAGAAAAAGAGUGGAGCCUGGCUAUUUCCAACUCUCAACUCAACACCAUCGUCGGUGUCAACCACACCACAGCCGACUUUGCAGGACUUCAUGAGAAUGGUGGACUCUGCCCCACGGUCAUUGACAGUCAAAGGCCCACGCCUACCGUCGGUUUCGUGGACUGCCUUUACGGGACCGCUUCCAAAAUCAAGGAUAUGCACGUGGCACAUGCACAUCCACCUGGCAUGCAGUACCCAGAUUUGCAACAGGACGCUCGGCUGAAGGAGACUUUGCUUUUCACGGCGGGGAAAGGCUGCUACCCCGAACCGUCCCAAAGCGAUUACUUGGAGUUAAGGGCCAAACUCCAAACCAAGCCGGAUUACCUCGAAGUGUUGGAAAAAUCGUAUCGGUUUUAACAUUUGUAGCUCAGAGGAGAAAGGCCUGACAUGAUCACUUUGUUAUCCUUAAAACACAACCACCCAAAACCAAUAUUAGAAGAAAGUCAAUCUGAACAAGGCAGCAUGAUAUGAAAAGAAAACAUAUUACAGUGCCGCCUAAAUCUUUACGAAGGAGAGGUUGUUCUCAGAUGUUUCAAUCAAGUGCCUUUUUUUUCAGAGUAGCCAGCAAUGUCAGCAUCUGUUAUUUUUAUAAUAUAAAUAUACUAUCUACUUGCUGAGAGGAGUGCAUUAGAGGACUAAGAGAGGCACUAGGGAAUAAAAAAAUAUACACCACAAUCCUGAAAUCCUUUGUUUAUGGAAUUCCCUCGACACACGGGAGCAGGACGUCUCCCUGAAUUGAAGGGUUAUUCUCUGCUUCUUUUACCCCUCACUAGGAUGUACAAAGACCCGGAGGCCGUGCACAUUAAGGCUAUGGGAAAUCAGUGGAAGAUGGAUAAAACAAAUAUGAAUACAAACUGCAGUUUGCUGCAUGCACUCGCAGCAGUGCAGGAAGAUGAGGGGUGUGGGGUGGCGUUGAGACAGUUGCAAUUCAUCACAUUGUGAACAAAGAUACUGCAACGUAUUAACAGUUCAGUGUUCUAUUUAAUUUUUAUAUCUUAUGACUAUGGUUGUUACCAUUAAUUAGGACUUCUGUCUCUAUCAGGGUGCUUCUCAUAAAAGAUGCGCCAAUGAGGCACGGAUGGUCAAACCUUUGUGAAUAUUAUUAGCAGACAACGCUCAAGUUUUUCUGGAUAUUUCCAUGCACUUUGUUAAACCUCCACUCUCCACACAAUUGUCUCUGGAUCCUGCCCCUGCCCCCCCUACUUGUCCUCGCCCCAUCAUCAACCACUAACAGCUUUGUAGGAGGCACUUUUAAUGUUUUCUCUCUCACACAAAGAUUUGAAGAAAAAAUGUGCAUAUAUUUAUUCUGUAAUUUCAGUGAAGACUUUAAUUGUAAAGGUAAUGUUAAAUCAAUGUACAGUGAUUAUGCGUCUGGUAUAGCCUUCUUAAUAAAAAGAAACUUCAAACAGAUGGCAGGAGACGUUGAGGUGCGUUGGGGAAUACUGGUCUGUGUUAUUGUUCACGAGCCAUGGCUGUGGUGAAAGUAGAAUCUUAAACUAGAUUUGGGUUCAGGAGAAUUCAGUAAAAAUGAAUUUGAACUGGAUUGUUUUCUCGCAAAACGGCAGUGAAUGCACAAUCUUUAAAAAAAAUAUUACUGAGUCACCUUUGCUUUUCUUCCUGUUUACUUUUGCACAAAAUACUACUGAAUUCAGGCUCCUGAGAUACUGAAGGAAAAAAAAAGUUUCAUAUUUUUGGGGUUGGUUGAUCACAUUUAUUUCAAGACUACACUGGUCUUUCUACGUGUUUAAUUUUCUUGGGGAAAAACCAAAAUGAUGCCCAAACUAAACUAAAUAUACGUAGGUGUGUCAAUUGGCAGUGUUCGGUUUUCAAUGAUGUAACCUGUCAAAGAAUGAGUGAGCUGGAGUGUUAAGAAGCUAUCUAUCUAUCAAUCUAUAUGUAAUUGCGCUAAUGCGCCAAAACUAGCAGUGUUGUUUUAGUCCACUGGAGGACAACACGAAAAUGAUUUGCCUCUGAGAGUAGAUUCAGAAUUACGAAUUCUAUUUACUUUCUUGUUAUUUUAGUGCAUAAUAAAUUUCAACACUCCCCCUGAAA